Molecule: messenger RNA, 858 nt
Organism: Megalopta genalis
Lineage: Eukaryota; Metazoa; Arthropoda; Insecta; Hymenoptera; Halictidae
Source: RefSeq, a predicted model, not a curated record
GAAACAUUUAGCUGAAAAGGUUUUUCGGUCGACCUAGCAUAGCCGCCAUUAUUCACGUCUAGGUGGCAAGGGAGUUGCCCAGUUUUUAUAAUAGAAAGUUUAGCGUUUUCCGAAGGGCUUGUACGUCGACGACUAACGUUAGUACUCACGUGCAAUGUAAGACUUGCGAUAUCACGCUGAAUGUUGGGUUCCUUUGCAUCGAGCUGGGUCCAACGUAGUGUAGCGGCUACCUCCAGACUCGCCAGCAGAUGGAUCAAAUCAUGUAGGAUUUGCAGACGUAUCUGGAGUCGUACUUAAAACACACCUCCAGGUCACAGCUUGAUCUGUUAGCGAGAAUCGGAAUAGAAAUUUUCUGUGCUCUGAUUGACUGACGAUUCACUGCUGAGACAGGAUCCAUUAUGGAUUGGAUGCUCAGUAAAAUGUUGGGGAUAUGUACGUCAGCUUAGAGAUGCUUGUGUGUUCGUCAAUCAAGAAGAGUGAAGCAUGGGGGAACGUUACAAUAUUCACAGUCAAUUAGAGCAUUUGCAAUCAAAAUACAUCGGCACAGGCCACGCUGACACGACUAAGUUCGAAUGGCUUGUAAACCAACACCGUGAUUCCUGCAGUUCUUAUAUGGGACACUAUGAUCUAUUGAAUUUUUUCGCUAUUGCUGAAAACGAAGCAAAAGCGCGAGUACGAUUUAAUCUUAUGGAAAAGAUGUUGCAACCUUGUGGUCCACCUCCAGAAAAGCCAGAAGACUAAUUUCACGAAAAAUUUAUUGCAAACGAGCUGUGGACGUAUUGCAGUGAUUAUAAAUAUUUCACGGUCAUUUGUAUGAAUUAUACAUUCAUCGUAAAAUAAAAAACGUAUUUGGCUUAA